This is a messenger RNA of Drosophila arizonae, 1303 nucleotides long. RefSeq names its product nuclear distribution C, dynein complex regulator (gene nudC). NCBI's taxonomy places the organism in Eukaryota, Metazoa, Arthropoda, Insecta, Diptera, Drosophilidae. Gene Ontology annotation, cellular component: cytoplasm. Gene Ontology annotation, biological process: protein folding. The record is from RefSeq and is a predicted model, not a curated record.
AAAUUUCCAGAAAAAGAACAAAACUAACGUAAAUAAAUAUUCAAAAAGUUUACUAUUUACAAAACAGAAGGCAACACAAUGUCCGCCAAUGAAGAUCAGUUUGACAACAUAUUGCUCGCUUUAGCAGAGAAGCAUCGAGGCGGAGUGCCCGAAUUUCUGCAUACAUUGGCCAGUUUCUUGCGUCGGAAGACAGAUUUCUACACAGGUGCCAAGCAGGCUGAGUGGGAGAAAAUGCUGCUGGAUGUGUUCCGCAAGGAGUCCAAACUGGCCAUGGCUGCCCAUGAAGAGAAACUGAAAGCACGCGAAGCUACACAACGUCUAAAGGACGAAAAGGAGCGAGCAGAGCGCGAGGCGCGUCAAAAGGAAAUGGAUGAUAAUAAGAUUUGUGAUAUUAGCGAUGAAGAGGCCGCUGCCAUUAUCAAGGAGGAGGAGGACAAAAAACGUCAGCAGCUGUUGGAUGGCGCUGCUGGAGACUCGGCGCGUGUGACAACAGUCAAUGAGGAACUCUCCAAGCCCAUUGAAAAGGUGGAUGAUGACACCGAAAAGGAUGAGUUGGGCAAAUUGCAACCAAAUUCUGGCAAUGGCUGCACUCUAGACAAAUACAUGUGGACACAGACACUGCAGGAGGUGGAGCUGAAGAUUCCCUUCAAUGUGCCGUUCGCUUUGCGUGCCCGCGACAUUGUGGUCAACAUCGGCAAGAAGACAUUGAAGGUGGGCAUCAAAGGUCAAGAGCCGGUCAUCGAUGGCGAGCUGUAUGCCGAGGUCAAGCAGGAGGAAUCGCUUUGGGUGAUCCAAGAUAACAAAACGGUGGUCAUUACACUCGAGAAGAUCAAUCGCAUGAAUUGGUGGAGUCGUUUGGUUACAACCGACCCGGAAAUAUCCACUCGCAAAAUCAAUCCAGAGUCAUCCAAGCUGUCAGAUCUGGAUGGCGAAACACGUAGCAUGGUGGAGAAAAUGAUGUACGAUCAGCGCCAGAAGGAGAUGGGUUUGCCAACCAGUGAGGAUCGCAAGAAACAGGAUAUACUAGAGAAAUUCAAGCAACAGCAUCCCGAAAUGGAUUUCUCUAAAUGCAAAUUCAAUUAGGAUGUAGAACAUUCUUUCCGUUUCUACAAAUCUUCUCUACUUCAGUAUCUAAAACACUGAAUCAAAUACACAUAAACACUCACACACACACACCUACGCACACAUUUGAAAUGUGUUUAGCAUUUUCUAACACUAACACUUUUAGAUUAAAAGCAAUUUAUUAAACAUGUGAAAUAUAACAAAUUGUGAACAAAUGCCGAUGCCGUUUUACAUAUGUUAA